Vigna unguiculata (cowpea) is the source of this 1143-nucleotide messenger RNA. The record is from RefSeq and is a predicted model, not a curated record. NCBI's taxonomy places the organism in Eukaryota, Viridiplantae, Streptophyta, Magnoliopsida, Fabales, Fabaceae.
AUGGUUAGGACACGAGGAAAUUUAUCUAGAUGUUGUUCAAAUGAUGUACCCGAGAGUUCCACACAAGGUGGUGCACGCAAGAGACCGACAGUCUCGGCUCGUAGAAGGGAUCAACAUGAGGCUAAUGUUGUUGAGGAUGAUAUUGUUGAGAAUGAGGUUUUGACGACACUUCUUGGUGUUGAUCGGGCCAUGGCUUGUGUGGAGCUGAAUCAAAGUCGGGGUGCACAGGUCCGACUUAGCUGGUUGAGAGAGUUGUAUGACAGCUGUUGUGAAAACGAGCUAUGGGAGUUUGCUGCACGUGCAUAUCUUUUGCACCUUGUAGGGUGCACGAUAUUUGCUAACAAAAGCGCCACCUAUGUUCGUACACAUUAUCUCGAGCUAUUUAGAGAUCUCUCCACAUGUCGUACAUAUGGUUGGGGAGUUGCUGCUCUUGUCCACUUAUAUGAGCAGCUAGGAGAUGCCAGCUUUGCAAAUACAAAGCAAUUAGCUGGAUAUCUACCUCUUCUGCAGGCUUGGAUAUACGAGCACUUCCCUACAUUGGGAAGGAAACAAGUACGGGAUACAUAUGUGGAGACCGAACCCCGUGCUCUACGUUAUGUCACUGGACGCGCCAUUUCCGCUAUAGCUGAUGUUAGAGUCCAGUUGGAUGGCUUGACAUAUGACGGGAUGAUUUGGAACCCAUAUGUAGCACAUAGAGCUGCUCGACAACUUGUAACACAUGGCAUGUUUUCUGGCUUCCUUAGGGUUGGUACCGUCGUACAACGUCAUUUGUCGGAGCGUGUGUUGCGACUAUUUGGCUUCAUCCAGCCUAUUCCACGACCGCCUAGUUCGGUUCCCAUGAUGGACUUUGAGGCUAUUGAUGAUCGGUGGAAAAAGCACGAGCAGUUUGUUGUACAUCAAGUGGUUCAAGCACCAGCUCCUUUUUCAUGUUCAGAUGGAUAUUUGCAGUGGUUUAGGAGAGGUCUCGUGAAACACAUUGUAGGUGGUCUUCAGUGGAUGAUAGACUGUAGAGACGUUACUGAGGGCACAGUUGGCUGGGAUCGCACUCAUGAGUUAUUGCAGAUGGCUCGAGACGGCGUUGAAGAGGAAAAGAGUAGAGGAGGACGUAGAGUUCGAGGUCGACGACCAUCUACGUCUGGAUAG